AUGGCCAAUAAGCGCAAGCGGUUGCUCGAGGAUUUUGAUCCCAACAAAUCCGACUCCGAGGACGAGAACUUUGAUCCCGCCGAGGUCCCCGUUAGACGAAGUUCCAAAAAGGCACGUCCCUCGCGUGGUUCCCGUCCUGGCCGCAGCAGGGGGCACCGAUACCGAGGUUCCGACAUAGACGAAGAUGACGAGGAGCUGUCGGACAGCCAAGAUGAAGGCUCUUUCGCCGAGUCCGAGUCGGAGGAAAACUCGGAUGCCCCCGUCAACGCCGCGGGCCGCCGGGUUCGAAAGGCCGCCCGCAGCCACAACACCUACAAGGAGAGCAGCGAGGACGAAGAGGUGGACCUGAAAGAUGACGAGAACGAAGACCCGAAGGAUGAAGACGACGACGAUGACCCGGAAACGAAACCAGAGCCGGGCGUGUCAACAUCCCGGAGGCUUGUCAGGCUCAAGGUUCCCAAGGCGGCUGCAGUGUCUGCCACUCGCAGAACAACGCGUGCAAGCACCGCCGAUGCCGAGGAGUUUGUUGAGCUUUCCAAUUCGGGUCGACACGCCGUCACGUCCCGCGACUCGCGCAGCAAGAGUCCGGAGACAUUUACCCGCAUGCGGCGGUCAUCCCGCGCCAUGAAAGGCCUCAAGAUCGCCCCUGAACCGAUAGAGCCGAUCCAGGAGGCGACCCAAGAGAGCAGUGCACCUGGUGUGCGCGAAGCGGAAGAUCCGGCUCCCAUGUCCCCAGCUCAUGAUCUCGUUGAACAGCCGAAGGGAGAUGACCAAGAGAUGAAUGACACCGCCAUGGCCAGUGAAAACGUCGAGGAAGCCCAAGAGGCGCCCAAGGCUGAAGCGGACUGCGACGACGACGACGACGACGACGACGACGUUCGUGCUAUCCGCAGGACGCGAGCUUCCCGCGCAGUUACCUCUAUCAACGAAGAGGGCGACUCGGAUGCUGAUGCCAAAGCGGCCCCCUCGCGGCGCUUGACACGUGGGUCCCGCGGCAAGAAGUCGACUCAGGAACCAAGUAGCGACUUUGAACCAGGCGAUGAAUCCGAGGAUGCAGAAAUGUCGGGCACCGACAAGGAGGGGAAGCAGCAGGACGACGACGACAGCCCCACGCCUCGAGGUAGGACGAAUCAGCAGAGGGCCCGUACCGCUGGCCGCCACGAAGACUCCGGAGACGAGGAGCCCGACUUCGACCUCGACGAGCUGAACGAGGAAGCUCGCGAGCUGCGCCAGUCGUCACGCCCACGACGCCGACAGAGGCACGAGUCCCCCAUUGUGUACCAAGAACCAACAAGGCGGGCUCGCACCAGGGUCAACUAUUACAUGCCGCCGUUGACCUCGGCAAACAUCGAGGAAGAGGAAGCUGCCGAUGCCGCGCCGACCCCAUCCCGGAAUCGCCGGGGGAGGGGCGGCGGCGGCUGGGAGCGCCAUCUCAACACCACCUUCGGCCCCUUUGGCGGCGGCGGCGGCGUUGGCUCCCUGCUUGCCGGUCCCUGGGGAACCGGUGCGGCGGGCGGAGCGGAUUCCGACAGCAGCGAUGACGAGAUGGUCCAUCGGUCGAGCGUUGCCGGCAACGUGGGCUUGACGCCCACCUCUGCUACGCCCGGCGGCUUUCUGCCCGGAGGUGCCGGUCUCAUGGCCGACAACGCCGGCACGGCGCCCAACGUCGGCAAGAUCAAGGAUCGCAAGGCGCUUGCGGACGCGGAUCCUCUAGGCGUCGACCUCAACGUCGACUUCAGCAAGGUCGGAGGUCUCCAGGGACACAUUGACCAGCUCAAGGAGAUGGUCCAGCUUCCGCUCCUCUACCCCGAGCUCUUCACCAAGUUUCACGUUACGCCGCCCCGUGGCGUCCUCUUCCACGGCCCUCCCGGCACCGGCAAGACGUUGCUCGCCCGCGCCCUGGCCAACUCGGUCGGCUCCGGGGGCAGAAAGAUCUCCUUCUACAUGCGCAAAGGAGCCGACGCGUUGAGCAAGUGGGUUGGCGAGGCCGAGAAGCAGCUGCGCCUGCUCUUCGAAGAAGCCAGGAAGACGCAGCCCAGCAUCAUCUUCUUCGACGAGAUCGAUGGACUGGCGCCGGUGCGCUCCAGCAAGCAGGAACAGAUCCACGCGUCCAUCGUCUCGACGCUGCUGGCCCUCAUGGACGGUAUGGAUGGCCGUGGCCAGGUCAUCGUCAUCGGCGCCACCAACAGACCAGACAACAUCGAUCCUGCUCUCCGUCGGCCCGGACGCUUCGACCGAGAGUUCUACUUUCCCCUGCCGGACUUGGAAGGCCGUCGAUCCAUCCUCGACAUCCACACCAAGGAUUGGGGCCUGUCGGAACCGUUCAAAGUCUCCCUCGCGGACAAGACAAAGGGCUAUGGCGGUGCCGACCUGCGAGCUCUGUGCACGGAAGCGGCGCUCAACUCGAUCCAGCGCACCUACCCCCAGAUAUACUCCUCUGGAGAGAAGCUCGUGGUCGAUGCGGACAAGAUCGCGGUCCAUGCGUCCGACUUUAUGAUUUCCAUCAAGAAGCUCAUCCCGUCGUCGGAGCGGUCCGCGACAUCCGGAGCGCAGCCCCUUCCGCGAUCCGUGGAGCCCCUGCUCCGUGCCCAGCUCGGCGAAGCAAAGCGUGCUCUUGAUCACCUGCUCCCUCGCAAGAAGAAGAUGACGGCGUUGGAGGAGGCCAUGUACGAGCAGUUCGACGACGACGACCACGGGUUCGGCCGCGAGGUAAUGCACCAGGAGUUUGAACGAUCUCGCGUCUUUCGGCCCCGAUUCUUGAUUUACGGGGUUCACGGCAUGGGCCAGACGUACAUCGCCUCGUCCCUGUUGCAUUACAUUGAAGGAGUUCAUGUGCAAAACUUUGACCUGCCGAGCCUGCUCGCGGACGGACGGUCGAUGGAGCAGGUCAUCGUCGGUCUCUUCACCGAGGUCCGCCGGCAUAAGCCCAGCGUCAUCUACAUCCCCAACAUCGAUGCUUGGUAUGCGACGUUGACGGGGACGGUGGCCCUCAUCACCUUCCAGACGAUGCUCCGAUCGAUUUCGCCCACGGACCCGGUGCUUCUGCUGGCCACGGCCGAGUGCGAAAAGGGGGAGCUCCCCGGCGAUCUGGUCCGCGACUUUUUCGGCUUCUCUCGCAAGAAUCGGAUGGAGAUUCCUCGGCCGGAGCGGGCAAACCGAAUGGAGUACUUUUCCGCAACGCUCGAGUACGUCAAGAAGAAGCCGGGCGAAUUCCCCGAUCCAGAGAACCGCAAGAGGCGCACUCUGGAAGAGCUACCGGUUGCUCCACCGAUCCAGCCCCGACCGCCGACCAAGGCGGAGAGGAAGAUGGUGCAGAAGAGGGACCACCAGCUGCUGAACGCGCUGAAGAUCCAGCUGCAGCCGAUCAUGGACCAGAUCAAUCGGAAGUACAAGAAACUUCGGCAACCGGUCAUCGCGCAGGCCCAGAUCGACUACUUGUUCUCGGAAUCGGACCCUAACUUUGUCCGACCCGACAUUGCGCAGGAGUUGGAUCGCGUGCAUCGGCCGUACGAGAUCGUCAAGGACAAAAAUGGGCACGACAUCUUGCGUUGCACGUCGACGGGGAAAAGCUACUACAACUUGGAGACGACGACGAUCGAGGAGCGGCUGUCCAACGGCUACUACGCGCGCCCGCAAGACUUUCUGUUCGACAUCAAGGCGCUCGCCAAGGAUGCAAAGAACAUCGGCGACAAGGAACGAACACUAAAGGCCAACGAGCUGCUGAGCAACGUCGAGGUGGACGUCGCGAGCAUCGAGAUCGGAACCGGUCACGUCGACUGGGAGGCCCUCUACCAACGGCAGAUGCAGCGGGCCAAGGAGUCGGCGGAGAAGGAGCGGAAGCAGAAGGCGAUGCAGUCCAUCACGGACGCGUUCCAGUCCGAGCAGGCGGGCGGCAACGACAGCGACGCAGCGGGUCCCGUGAUGCUGGGAGAGCCCGUACCCGGAUCGCGGACCACGGCUCGUUUCCGGCUGCGCAGCCCGAUGGUGAACGGCCAGAGGGAGGCGAGCGAGCCGGGGCCGGCGGGCGAGCCGGUGCCGCAUGGCGUCGGCAACGGCAUGCCCGAGCCUUCGGAAGCGCCAAAGGGUGACGUGCGGAUGAGCGGCCUCGACGAGGAGGUGAGCGGGGCACCGACGCAGCCAUCGUUGGCGAUGGGACCACCGGCCAAGUCGUCCGAGGAGGAACCCGUGACGACCGCCGGCGGCAUGACGCAGAUUUCUCAAAGGUCGGCCGUCACGUCACUGCCCGCGGGGGUGUCUCCUUCGGCGGUGCUGAACGAUGCAUCGACGACCAAGACGUCGGAUGCGUCGACUCACCACCGGUCGUCCAACUGGAGCACACAGCUCACCAACGGCCUGGCGGGCGAGAGGCGCAGCCACGGGCAGGGCAACGACGGCGACACGACGGACAUCCCGGACACGCUGCCUCCGCAGAGCCAGGUGACGAGCAGCGACGACAUGUGGCCGCACUCGCAGGCGCACGGGCUCGCGCGAGGCAACGCCGGGCCGAGUCCCCUAUCCUCGCCGUCGCAGGCGCGGAUGGGAGAGGCUGGAUCGCGCAGCGCAGGCGCUCCGGCGCGGUCCCAGGAGGUGCAGGUGGACGAGGAGGCGCAUCUGCGGAACAUGGGGUCGUCGGCGUCUCAGCCCCUCUCGGUCGAGGGCGCCGUGGAGAACUUCUUGGUCGAGGUGACGGACGGCACGUCCGGAUGCACGAUCGAGCAGCUCGAGCAGAUCAACCGGGAGCUGAUGGACGAGAUUUGGAGCAGCCGACACGAGUGGAACCGGAUGAAGGUGCUCGGGCACGUGACGAAAGUGUUUAACGAUACGAUUGGCGAGAUUGAAGUGAUGCAAGGGAUGGCCCCGGCGAGCCAAGAAUGA
This is a messenger RNA of Drechmeria coniospora, 4875 nucleotides long. RefSeq names its product AAA family ATPase. Gene Ontology annotation, cellular component: nucleus. The record is from RefSeq and is a predicted model, not a curated record. The transcript has 3 exons. Gene Ontology annotation, biological process: positive regulation of transcription by RNA polymerase II. Gene Ontology annotation, molecular function: chromatin binding; histone binding; ATP binding. The coding region runs from base 1 to 4875 and encodes 1624 amino acids. NCBI's taxonomy places the organism in Eukaryota, Fungi, Ascomycota, Sordariomycetes, Hypocreales, Ophiocordycipitaceae.